GUUAUUUCACUUUUAAAGGGCAGGUAUACUGUAUAUAAAAGAGAUGUUACAGUCAUAGAUAUAGCUUCGUCGGGAAGAAACUUUUCAGAGAUUUUCCAGAAGUAAACUUUUGUUGCGAAGAGAUCACUCAUCACAAUGACCACUGCUGGUUCAUGUACAGUCAUAGAUGGAAGUGAUUCCUCAUGGGGUCGUAGCACGUACAAGCUUUAUUCUACGAAUAAAGAUCCAGAAGAUCAUUACUUGCAUUUCGAUGGCAAAUCCAAUUCGUUGAAAGCAGAUGGGGACGGCAUGAACAACGGUGAGAAAAAAUAAUAAUAUGGUGUUAGGAAGAUUGCUCGUCAAAGAUAUCAUCCUCUAUCCUUCGGUUUGCGAGAAUAUUCGCGUAAGAAUUUAUAGGUCUGGUUAAACAAGGGUAGGCAUGUCUUAAGUCCCGGUUGAUGUCCUUUGAAAGCAAUUUAUUGUUAGUCAAUGAAACGGUAUAUUAUUACCAUUAUUACUAUUGCUGUUUUCAUCAUCAUUAUCUUAAUUUUUUUGGUGUCAUUCAUAUUAUCAUUAUUGUGUCAUCAGUAGUUCGUAUAACAACAUCCUCUAUUUGGGGCCAAAAUAUGCACGGAUAUUUGUCCACGGACAUUACCUGUUCUAAGAUGCGAACAGUUUUCUGAGAGCGGAGCUGUUGACUGUUCGCUGGUACGACUUAAUGAACAAAAAAAUAUAUCCCUCCUUAUGUAACAACCACAAAACGCUCUCUCAGAUCUUGAAUUAAAUUUUAAACGAAGACUUAUCGUGGUGGACGAAAGGUUUGAAAAAUUGGAGAAUAUCACGUGGGCGGUGGAAUAUUCGGUCAUGGGAUUCGUUUAGACCAUUCGCGCACGAGCAAAAUAUUUAAUGGAGCAUAAGUAUUGUUAAUGUUAUCACAAUCAUUAUUAUUACCAUUAUCAUCAUUUUUAAUAUUAUCAUUAAGACUAGGUUUAUCCAUAUUAUUCAUAGCGGCUAACGAAAGUGUAUUCCUGGGUCUUCAACUUUUUCGAGUGAAUUAAAGCCGCACUGUUGCAAUAUUUUGUGAAUCGUCAACGAAUGUUUGAAUCAUGAAGGGCAAGAAGAGAAUAUUAUUAUCAGACUAGGUUUAUCCAUAUUAUUCAUAGCGGCUAACGAAAGUGUAUUCCUCGGUCGUCAACUUUAUCGAGUGAAUUUAAGUCGCACUGUUGCAAUAUUUUGUGAAUCGUCAACAAAUGUUUGAAUCAUGAAGGGAAAGAAGAGAAUAUCAGUUGUUGAUUUUCUCUUGAGGGCAUUUAAUAUUUCAUUCACUCUGACGGCUCUUUAUCCGUUCUUUUAUAGCUAAAUUUAAAAUCCACAAAACCGUGGACAACCAGGAAGAAACAAUUGUUAUUCUGGAGCACAAAGAAUCUGGAAAAGUUAUGGCCAUUAACACACAGAAUGACAAAGUCACUCUAGAGGUGCGUGACUAAAACCAUUUCAGUCGGCUAGAUAUUUAAUCAUCUUUGGUCAUUGAUCAAAGAACUUUUAAACUUUGUGGUGAAAUAAAUUCGUUUGUCUCUCGAUGAAGUCCAUUGCGAUGUGGAUCGCGAUGUUUUGACGGCAUACUGCUAGUCCUCUUCAGGCGAUGGAUAAGGUGACGCCUGUCCAGUCGCUCAUCAAACGACUUAAUUAUGAAACGACUUAAUUAUGAGGCAAACGAUUAUGAUUCACCGCAAGUACGACGAAUAACCGUAAGCUUCCCUACAAUUUCAACUCUUUAAAUGAAUAAGGAGGCUAAAACUUACAUAUCAUAAUUAUCAUCUGUUUUGCCUGUGCGUGCCAAUCGUCCAAUUGCCCGGAGAGUUAACAUUUACACUCAAUAUCAAAUCAUUAUCUGGAUCUAUCGCUUAUAUGCAUGAUACAAUACAGAUUGAGUUACAGCUUUGAUUUUGGCCUAAUUUUUGUCUAUUCUGAUAGGAUCCGCCAGUGUCUCUAAGUCAGCUCACUAACGGGGGCAUAGACAUGUCCCAUCCGGAAAUUCUGUUUCACAAGAAAUGGUGGAGACCUGGUCGUGAAUGGUUUUACUUGAAGUCACUUCUGGAUGGUCCAGACCGCUUCGUUAAAUUUGAGAAUGACGGCACGCCAACGGGUACUACUGAUAUAACGAAAGCAAGUCUCUUCAGGGCAGACUGCGUUGAAAAUUCCAGUUAGGUGCUGUCAACUUUUCUCAACUUUGAACACAAUUUUUAUGUUAAAUUUAUUUUAAAUCAGAAACGUCCCUUGCACCUAGUAACAAAAUGUUUAUGCAGGAAACGCAUGCUAGAUAAUUGGCGA
Pocillopora meandrina is the source of this 2310-nucleotide messenger RNA. Lineage: Eukaryota; Metazoa; Cnidaria; Anthozoa; Scleractinia; Pocilloporidae. The record is from the annotation of a GenBank genome assembly.